This is a messenger RNA of Suillus discolor, 1254 nucleotides long. RefSeq lists its product as uncharacterized. The record is from RefSeq and is a predicted model, not a curated record. NCBI's taxonomy places the organism in Eukaryota, Fungi, Basidiomycota, Agaricomycetes, Boletales, Suillaceae. The coding region runs from base 1 to 1254 and encodes 417 amino acids. The transcript is spliced from 18 exons.
AUGGCAGCGACGCAUUCAAUGGAGAACUCGGAAGGGAAGAAGGGAGCCGUUCGUCAAACGGAGAUCCAUCUGCAGUUGAAGCAAUGGCGAAGAGCCUACAGCGAUAUGCAAUCAAAUGGUGAAGGAGCAUUGGUGAACUUUCUAGGCAAAGUUGAAGUUGAAUUGAAUGCUCGAUGUGGUGUCCAGAAGAGCACCAGUUUUGGGAAGCGGGCGCAAACCACGCGAGCUGCGGAAGAUUCCGAGUCUGAGAGAUCUGCCAUGAUCCAUCUUCGGUUCAUGAGCAGCAGCUUCGUCAUGGCAAAGGUGUCUUUCCAAGCCAUUAAUCUCCACCCAUCUUUCGUCCACAGUACCAUGGUUACUUGCAUCAACCCCACGUUUCACCCCUGCAUCGCUGUACAGCGCGCUACCAACGAACUUGUUGUCUUUACUCGAGGAGUCGGUUGGGUCGUGACCGUUGUCUACCCGCGGACUGCCCAAGGCUACUGUAUAACGCCGGAGGGAUUUGUUCACUGGCUCGAGCAAUGUGGUCUCACGUUCGAGUCAUGCAGCAGCAAACCUGCUAAACUUGUCGACAGUCGCAACGUUCUUCUCAGCUGCGACGGCAACGACCUUGCAGUUCUCGUAUCACUGACAGGCAGGGUGCCUGAGAAGUCUGUUAACUAUCGCAGCCGCAGUGAACAGUCUCCUUGGUCUCACGUGGAAGCAAGCCAUGUAUUGCCAGUCGCUCUCCAGGCCAUAGGGUACCUUGUCUUUCUCGUCAUGACUGUGGCAUGCUUUUCCGCGGGCUUGAUGCUAUUCACAUAUACUACAACCCAGAUACGGAUUCUUAUUCUGCUGCAAGUCGUGUAUCUAAGAUGUAAUGGCUAUGAUCAGGGAUCUGUCACAUCCACCAUCACGACUGUUUUCACAACUGUCCCUUCUUUUGGCCUCGCUGCUGUCUCUGCCUGGUUCGCCUCAGAGCGAUGGAUAUUUGUUCAGCACCACGGAUUGAUGCGUGCUCGCAGUGGUUUCCUGUUCCUCGCUACUAGCAUGCAGGUCACAGUCGGUUUAGUCAUUCUUUUAACUGAGGCAAAACUUGACAAAGAGAUGGUCAAGAUACCACCCAGACGUAGUGUCAUUGACAUUGAUAAGAAGUCCAGUCGACUGCUUCAAAGUCACGUUAAGGCACCGUUCAUGACUACUUUUCAAGUGAGGAAGGAGCGGUUCACUGCCCUCGCGCAUGCCUAUUCCGUGCUGUUCGCGCCACUCCCUUAA